CCACGCUGACGCUGGUUUUGUUUUUCCCGCUUUGCCAUGGUCGGUACUCAGUGGUCGGUACCGCCGUGGUCGGGACUGGUCGGUGUUAUUAGUUGUCAUAGCAUCGGUGUCAUCGGAGAAUUUAACACGGCGAUGGACCUAAAUAUACUUGUACAGAGGGAGUCUGAAAAGCUAGAUAAAGCAACGGUCAUCGGCAAGAUCAGGGCAGCGUUUAAACUUGGAUACGAUGUGGUGGCUCUCAACGUCGUUGUGGGAUCGCAAGAGCUGGGCACUAAAAACAAGAUUCCGGAGCCUCCCUGCUACAGCCUCGGCCCGGAGGACCUGUCUGCCUCUCGGGGAAGAAAGCUGAGGAUCCUCACGCGGCUGACUGCCGUCCUGUCUGACAGUGGCCAGUCUCACAGGCUCUUCCAGUCGCCCAUUGCAAAGAAGUAUGACAUCAUUGCUGUGACGCCCAUGCAAGAAAGGAUGUUCCAGCAACUGUGCAACCAGGGUGACCUGGACAUCCUCAGUCUGCCAUUGGAUACCAAGUUGCCCUUCCUCGUGAAGCGGGCCCAAUACGGUGCAGCGAUCGGGCGAGGCGUGAUGUUCGAGGUACAGUACGCACCCUGCCUCCGAGACAAGGCACCACUGAGGAACACCCUCGCCAACUGCCAAAACCUGCUUCACGCCGGCCAAGGAAAGGGCAUUGUCAUCACGAGCGGCUCGUGGCUGGCCCAGGAACUGAGAGGACCCAACGAUGCUGCCAACGUUGGAUUCUUGUUCGGGCUGUCCGAGUGCACAGCUCGCGACGCCGUCUAUGGAAACUGCAAGAGUGUCAUCAUGCAUGCAGAAACCAGGAGCAAGGUGAGCCGAGCCAUCAUCUUCUCGCAGCCGACCGACGAGGUCUCCGCAAGAGACCGCUGGCUCCUGGAGUCGUGCAAGUUGCCAGAGUCUCAAGACACCGUCCCGUCUGAUCCGCCUCGCAAAAAGAAAAAGUGCGAGGGCACCUAGAGAAAGCGGACUUUCCACCAACAGCACUAACUGCAAAAAAAAAAAAGAAAAAACUGAGAUAAACAUAUGUUUACCACUGAUGUGUAUUGUACUGCCUCCGCACUCGUAAGCACUUCUCUCGAAUAGAAGUUACAAAGAAA
Ixodes scapularis (black-legged tick) is the source of this 1130-nucleotide messenger RNA. RefSeq names its product ribonuclease P protein subunit p30 (gene Rpp30). Gene Ontology annotation, cellular component: nucleolar ribonuclease P complex. The transcript has 10 exons. Gene Ontology annotation, biological process: tRNA processing. NCBI's taxonomy places the organism in Eukaryota, Metazoa, Arthropoda, Arachnida, Ixodida, Ixodidae. The coding region runs from base 37 to 990 and encodes 317 amino acids. The record is from RefSeq and is a predicted model, not a curated record. Gene Ontology annotation, molecular function: RNA binding.